AUGUUGCCGCCAGAAAAGUUGUGGUGUCACAGACGCGUCACGCACUCGCCGCGUUUGAUGUACAUCCAUGCCUGGCAAGAGUACCAGGACAAGGCGGAGGCGCUCUACGCUGCCAGCCCAAAUAACACGCGCUACUGCGUGAAAUGGAGGGGCUCCGAUGGAAAGCUGGUUCUCAAAAUCACCGACAACACCACAUGUCUCAAAUUCAAGACAUCCAGCUCCGUGUUUCUUAACCGAUUCGAGGCGCUCAAUCUUGCGCUUAUUCAGAAGAUGCAGAAUCGGCGACAACAGCCAACUACGACGUCCAGUGAAACGCCAGCGGCUGAUACGAAUACGACUACGAGUACCCAGCAACCAGCGGCAGCUGCCAGUGGGGCAGUCCCCACAGCUGCUGGUCCGGCCUCAGGCGGGGUAAAGAAGAAGAAACCGAAGAAGAAAAAGUAUCAUUUCCUAGCCGAAACCACCAUGUCGCUGGAAGACACCCCACUCCUCGCGUCGGCCGCUGAACUCGCCCACGAGGCUGUCUACAGUCGAUUCACGCCCUCGCGAAAACGCAUCAUCGUCUCCCUCGUCAGCUCCAGUGCUAUCCUCCCAAUGUUUGCGAGUGGCUCGUUUAUACCCUCCAUCCCGCAAAUUGCCAAAGAUCUGGACACGACUGGGGAAGUCGUCAGUUUCGCAGUGAGCAUUUCGAUCAUUGGCGCUGCCCUUGGUGCCAUGAUAUUUGCGACAUACUCUGGUUUCUACGGGCGGCGGCCAAUGUACCUCUGUGGCCUUCCUUUUCUAUGUUUUGGCUCUCUUGGUGUUGCGCUCUCCCGUACCGUCUCGCAGCUGCUUGUCUUCCGCUUCAUCCAAGCAUUCGGCACGUCUGGCGGUUUCGCCGUCGGCGCCGGGGUCAUCGGCGACAUCUACAAGCUCACCGAGCGGGGCACCGCGAUGGGCAUAUUCUUCUCAGCGUCCCUGGUGGGAAAUGCUAUAUCGCCUAUCGUCGGAGGCUGGGGAGCGAAAUACUCCUCUUGGCGGAACGUGCAGCUUGGCCUGUUCGUCGCGGGCCUCCUUGUCUAUUUAGGCAUGCUUACUCAGCUGCCCGAGACGUCCCAUCCUGGCACGCUGGGCAUCGAAAAACUUGACGCACAACAAACAAACAGCACUCGUCGCAAGUCCCGAUGGGUGUGGCUCAACCCGUUUGCGUGCAUGUACCUCCUCCGUGGGCCCAACUUGUUGCUUGUAACUGUAGCGGGCUUCACUGUGUUAUAUACGGACUACGCGCUGCUCAUACCCAUAGCAUACACACUGGGGAAACGCUACGACAUCACAAACGAGGCCAUAAUCGGCGCCUUAUUCUUCCCUAUGGGCGUGGGUAACAUUCUCGGGGCCCCACUGGCGGGAAUUAUUGCUGACCGAAUGGUCAUCAAAUGGCGCAAACUCCGUAACGGCGUCUGGGUGCCAGAGGACCGCCUCCGCGCCACACUCUGGGGUGGCGCAACGCUUGUCCCGCUCUCCAUCGUUCUUUCCGGGCUCAUCACCCACUAUAUUCCUGGGCCACUCGGGCUGACACUCAAUCUCGUCUGCUUCUUCUUCAAUGGACUGGGUGUCGAUCUGGUGCUCAGCCCCUCCGCGGCCUAUUUUGUAGACGCCGUCCACUCUCGCAGCGCCGAGAUCAUGGCCGCGACUGUCGGCCUGCGCUCGUUCCUCCUAUCCGCCGCGAUUUCGGGUGUGCUACCGUCGCUCCACCGCUUCGGGCUUGUUGCAACCAAUACCGCGGUUGGCCUCCUCGCGUGGGCAGGUGUUGGGUUGCUGUGGCUGACAAUCCGGUUUGGCGGCAGGAUGCGCAAGUGGGUGGACGUGGGUUAUUCUACAAUCGAAACCACGUAG
Messenger RNA from Mycena indigotica, 1872 nucleotides. Its product is annotated as MFS general substrate transporter. Gene Ontology annotation, biological process: SRP-dependent cotranslational protein targeting to membrane; transmembrane transport. Gene Ontology annotation, cellular component: signal recognition particle. The transcript is spliced from 16 exons. NCBI's taxonomy places the organism in Eukaryota, Fungi, Basidiomycota, Agaricomycetes, Agaricales, Mycenaceae. Gene Ontology annotation, molecular function: 7S RNA binding; transmembrane transporter activity. The coding region runs from base 1 to 1872 and encodes 623 amino acids. The record is from RefSeq and is a predicted model, not a curated record.